Messenger RNA from Trematosphaeria pertusa, 2250 nucleotides. RefSeq lists its product as uncharacterized. Gene Ontology annotation, biological process: DNA-templated transcription; regulation of DNA-templated transcription. Bases 84 to 2087 code for a protein of 667 amino acids. The record is from RefSeq and is a predicted model, not a curated record. Lineage: Eukaryota; Fungi; Ascomycota; Dothideomycetes; Pleosporales; Trematosphaeriaceae. Gene Ontology annotation, molecular function: DNA binding; DNA-binding transcription factor activity, RNA polymerase II-specific; zinc ion binding. The transcript is spliced from 4 exons.
CACAGGCGCUUGGGGGAAGAACAUUCUUCUGCAGCCUCUAAGUCUUCUGCUUCAUCAGCAUUCCUGUCGCCGAUGGCGUUGCCAUGUCGCAGAAACGUCCAAAUGACGAUUCAGAGCAUAGUUCCGGCCCGCAACCGCAGGCUUCGCGCACCGCCAGGGCCCGCGCAUGUGCUGAAUGCAAAAGACACAAGAUCAAAUGCGAGCCGGUGACGGGCGAGCAAAAGUGCUCCAAGUGUCUUCGCGGUGGUCUCGAAUGCGUUCCUCACAACCCAAUCCAAAGGCUGCAGGAUGAAGAUGCGUUAUGGAAAGCCAAUGCUGCGACGGAGAUGGCCGAAUUGCGCUCUGCUGUGCAGCUUCUCCUCCGGCACAACCAACUCCCAGACCUCUCUACGAUGACCCAUAAAUCUCCAGCCACCGCUCCAACCGUUGUCAUCAGUCCUGUUAAUGCGAUAUCCGAGAACGGAACCUGCACUGCUAUGGUCGUUCCACCUAUGGAUAUGACAAGGGAGAACAGUGUCGACCGUGAUCUGGAUGAAGAAUCAGACCUAGUCCCGGCACCGAUGAGGAGCCUCUAUGAUUUGACACGGAUCCGGAACUUACGAAGCAGCAUUCGAUGGAAGCCGAAUACCAAUUCUAUGGACGAAGACUUCAUCUCUCAGGGCAUCAUUUCACUCCUUGAAGCCGAGGAUUUGUUUAGUCGAUACUUGGAGAACAUGCAUCAACUUCUAUGGGCUGGGAUGUUGGUCCCCCAUAAUACUCUAGAGGCUGUUAGGCGCCACUCAACACUACUAGCGGCUGCGGUCCUCACAGUGGCUGCGUUACACACUCCCGGUCGAGACGACGCGCUGCAGAAGUGUUACAACAUCUUCGUUUCUCUCGCGUACAGCGCCUGUUUAUCACGACUCCACAACGUCAACGACGUCAGAGCCCUGUGCCUCGCUGCUUUCCACUUAUCCAACCUAAGUUGGAAACUGUCCGGUCUGGCUGUACGGAAUGCGGUCGAGAUGAAUAUUCACCAGUCGUUCCAAAAACUCAUGCGAGGCCAUGCCGAGCAGCGCGAAAACGUUCGAUUAUGGUACGCCUUAUACGUUUGCGAGCAUCAAUUUAGCAUUGCGUACGGCCGUCCACCCCUUAUCCACGAAGAUGUCGCGAUCAAGAAUAUUGAGCACUUCCUCGACAGCCCCCUUACAACACCCGGAGAGAUUAGACUAUGCGCUCAAGUGGCGUUGUUCAAGAUUCUCACUGAAGCUUACAUCACGUUUGGAAGCGAUCCAGAACAACCCCUCACCGAAGCUGAUUUUCAACAACUGCGCAUGUUCAACUUCGCGAUCGAACAGUGGCGACUGUCGUGGCAACCCAGAUCCGCUGAUAGUGCGGCGAUUGGCUCAUAUCCUUCGAAGGGAGUGGUAUUGUAUUACCAUUUUGCACGCUUUCAACUCAAUUCCCUUGCCUUACGCGCUCUACCACCUCCUAGCGCCGUCUCCUCAGAGUCACUCUCAUAUGAUCGAAGAGAAGCUGCCAACAUCGCGAUCUCCGCUGCCACGAGUACCCUAACUCUUAUCUUCGAGGAGCCGGACCUACGUAGAGCGCUGACCGGAGUGCCGAUCUUCACUCAUACAAUGGUUGCUUUCUGCGCUACCUUUCUCCUGAAGAUGGCUAGAACUUGGGGCGGCGUGGCCCAGGCCGCGUCUCCAGAGUGGACGACUGAGCCUGUAGGGCUUGGUUUGAACUUCAACAUCGGACAGGUGCUUUCGCUUUCAAGAAGAUCCGUCAAUCUACUGGCCAGAGUCGCGGAAAGCCUCAAUGAGAAGCACUUAACGAGGCAUAUCGUCCAUGGUAUCAGAGAGCUCUUGAAGCACUUCGACAGCUCCGACAGGCCCGCAAGCACGGGGACCGUGACCAUUUAUCCGCCGGACACAAACGAGACGCGGCCUCUGCAUUCAACUAACGCAAUGGAUGGAGCCUCUUCCGUGGAUUUCAUGAACGGCUACAGUAUGUUUGACCUGAUCGGCUCAUAUGGUUUUGGUUUCGAUGAAUCCUUUCUGGGCCAGGCAGCAUCUAGUGAUUUCGAUCUUUGGUCGGCGUAAGGGGCAUCUAUUACAAUUUCGCUCGUAGCUGGGACGGCCCUAUCUCCGGAAAGGAUGACUCGAGCGACUUCGGGAUGAGAUGGUCUAUGUCGCAGGUGUUUAGGAAUUUCGGGUGGACUUGGGAUAGGUCGGUGAUACCUAGCAAUCGCAUUGUCGUCUCCAG